CAACACGAUGCUAAAACUGAUAACUACAGAAAAGGAGGGGGGGAACUCACCCAAGGACCCUCAUGGAAUGAGACCUUUGUUCUCCCCAGGAACACAAAGUUUACCACCCUUCACACAUUCCACAGAACCCAGCUUUAACAGACUGCAUAAGGCUACUUUACAUCUCCUAUAAGGACAAUGACUUUUAAGAUGAUGCACCAUAGUUUGGAAACUUGUUGCCUCUUUUAAUGUCAUUCCGUAUGUGUGUCAUGCUUAUAGCCACCAGGUCAUUAUGAUGCUUUUUGAUCGUUUAACACGGACCAUAGUGUUCGUGUGUGUAUCAAUAACACCAGGUAUGUCAUGUUUGGUAUGUGUGUGAUCACUAUUGAAUUUCCUAAGGGUUGGUAUAAUGUAAAGUUGAGUACGAUGUAUUACAUGCAUGUUACCAAAUUCCUUAACAAAGUUCUAACUUAACCUUAUGCAAAGUUUGUAAAGCACAUAACUCAGAGACCAGAAUGUUAAUUAGUGUCAGAGGAGGAGAAUACAGUUUACACCCUGCCCCAAGAUCCUGCUGAUUGGAGCAAACACUUUGGGGUCAGCCCAACUGGAAAGGGUUAAAACCCCCUGACACAAAGGAAACUCUGAGUCUCAUCCACAACACCUCUGCAAGAGUCUCAUCCUAUCCAUCUUUGAGAGAAUUCAACACAUCUUUGGAGUCUCAUCCACUACAUCUCUGCAAGAGUCUCCAUCCACAUCUGAAGGAAGUCUCAUCAACCAAGAGCUUUAGAAGUUCAUCACAAGGAGAUCACGCUUGCUCCGAGACUGCAUCCAGACUGGUUCUUGCAAAGCUUCCAACUCUCGGCUUCGCACCGCUGUGAACCACUCUUCAAAGUUUUGCAACCCGCCUAUGAGACUCCGCCGGGUUCGCGCCUCACUCUGUUUAUCUUCCUCAUUGGUCUUUCGAGACGCUACAUAAGGCCAACCAGACCGCCGACCAAUCAACAUCGCCGGAAACUCCUUCCAAACAACAACGCAACGAGGGAAUCCCUGGCAACACAAACGCAAAUAUUUCAUGGUGACAUUUCCUGCAGUAAUAGAGUCUGGCUCUGAGGCUAAACUGUGUGUAAGUCUUCUGAAGCCUAAUGAGACUCUGCAAAUGGACAUUUAUCUGAUUCACAACAACCAGAGGAGAACUCUUUUACAAGAGACAGUAGAAAAGGAGAUUCACCGCUGUUCUCAGUUUAAGGCUCCACAGGUUGAGGGUAAUUCAGUGCAGGAGAUCAAAAUAGAAGUCAAAGGUGAAAGCUUUAACAUGACAGAGAAAAAGAAAGUGAUGUUUAAAUCCUAUGACGCAUUGGUAUUUGUUCAGACUGAUAAACCCAUCUACAAUCCAGGCCAAACAGUAAAUUUCAGAAUUGUCACUAUGGAUUCUAAUUUUAUUCCUCUUGAACAAAAGUACAGCACAGUAAUAAUUGAGGAUAAUAAUAGUAACAGGAUUGGUCAGUGGACGAAUGUGUCCUCGACAGGCCUGAUACUGCAGCUUUCUCAUGAGCUAAAUGCUGAGGCUCCACUGGGAAGUUAUCAGAUAACUGCUAAAACUGAAGAAGGAAUAUUCACACAUGCUUUUAUGGUGCAAAAGUAUGUUUUACCCAAGUUUGAGAUUACAGUAAAAGCACCAGAAGAACAUAGUGUUGGUGAGGAGGAACUGAAGCUGGAGGUUUGUGGAACGUACACAUAUGGACAGCCAGUACCUGGUGCAGCACUGGUGCAAAUGUGUCGUAAAUUUAGGCAGACAUAUCUUUAUCAUGAGGAAGCCCCAAUGACUGCGCCAUGCCUGGUUGAAAAAGUGAAGAUGAGUCAGACUGGUUGUGCCUUCGUUAUAUUGAAUGUAUCACCUUUUAUGAAUUCUGAAAAUAAUUUUGAAAACCAUCUUAAUGCUACUGUUACACUAACAGAGGAAGGAACAGGAUUUUCCAUGGUAAAAUCUGUAAUCAUAACACUCACUUACCAAAUUGGUAAAGUGGAUCUUGUGGAUUUACCAAAAAACUUUGAACACGGGGCAGUUAUAGAAGGAAGUAUUAAAGUUACAACCUUCAGUGGAAGACCAAUUCCUAACAAGAAGGUGUAUCUUUCAGAAGGUCAACGGUGGUCUCACAAGUUACUACUUACUCUCACUACAGAUAGUAAUGGAUUGGCAAAAUUCUCAGUCGCGUCACCUGAACAUCCUGCAACAGAGAUAACAUUGCGGGCAAGUGUCUAUCCAGAGGAAGAAUACCACGGAUACAACAUACCAUUCUUUUCAACUGCUGAUGCACGUAUACAGCUGCUCCAACCUGCCACACCUUACAAUCCAGUAUUCAGUGAACUGUCAAUAGAGAGCUCAGAGGAACCCUUUAAUUGUGGUGCUGAAAUUCCCAUAACCAUUAACUACUAUAUUGUUGGGGAAACUACUGAAUAUUAUAGCAUUGAUCUUAUAUACAUGGUUUUAUCUAAAGGAGCCAUAAUCCAUCAUGGUCAUGAGAAAGUUGAAGUGAAAGACUCAACAGAUGUCAGAAGGGGGAAAAUCUCAUUCAAACUAUCUGUUGUUGCUGAGCUGGCUCCUGUAGUGCAGGUUCUGGCAUACUCUGUCCUGCCCAACAUCAUCGCUGCUAGUAAGAAUUUUGAGGUGGAAAAAUGUUUCAGAAAUCAGGUUUUGCUACAGUUCUCUCCCUCCAAGGCAGUUCCUGGUGAGAAGAACACUCUUGAGCUCUCAGCUCAUCCUGGUUCAUUGUGUGGCCUCAGUGUUGUAGAUCAGAGUGUGUUCAUCCUGGAUUCUCAGAACCGUCUUAACACAGACAAGAUAUUUCAACUGUUGCCAGUGACAUCUGUGUCAGAUUAUCCCUAUGAAGUUGAAGAUGAACUGGCAUGCUUGCAUGUUCAAUUCAGACGAGACGUUAGACCUCCACAGGAUGAACAGAUUGACCAUGCUUACAAUACAAUAAGGGGAGUGGGGAUGAAGAUGAUAACAAAUUUGGGUGUUAGCGAACCUGACUGUUUGGCAUACCAGUAUGAGAGUCACAGCUUUGUAUAUUAUGACGACAUUAUGAUGAUUGUAAAUGAUAUGAUUGAAUUUAAUGGAGCAGCAUCACCAGAUUAUGAACCUAUUGAGACAGUUCGCAAAUUCUUUCCAGAAACAUGGAUAUGGCAACUAUCUGAAGUGGGAGACUCUGGAUUAGUACAGCUUCCUGUCACUGUUCCUGACACCAUCACCACUUGGGAGACAGAGGCUUUCUGCGUGUCCUCUAGGGGUCUGGGACUGGCUCCUCCUGUUCAGCUCACUGUAUUUCAGCCCUUCUUCCUGGAGCUCUCGUUGCCUUACUCCAUUAUCCGGGGAGAGAUUUUUGAGCUGAAGGCCACUGUCUUCAAUUAUCUUUCCAAAUGCAUUAUGGUUAAAGUUACUCCAGCCUCUUCCUCGGACUACACUCUGGAACCCUCUUCUGAUGGCGAGUAUUCAUCCUGCCUGUGUGCAAAUGGAAGAAAAACAUUCAAAUGGACCCUUAUUCCCACUGUGCUUGGAGUCUUGAAAGUGACAGUGAGUGCAGAGGCAGAACAAUCCCAGACUGUGUGUGACAAUGAGAUUGUGAGUGUUCCAGAGAGGGGCCGUAUUGACACAGUUACACGAAGCCUGAUUGUACAGGCUGAAGGAACUGAAAAGAUGAAGAGCCAGAGCUGGUUAUUAUGUCCCCAUGGCAACAGUGUUUCAGAGCAGUUGGAGUUGACUCUUCCUGAGGAUGUAAUAGAGGGAUCAGCACGAGCUUCUGUUUCAGUACUUGGAGACAUACUUGGCCGUGCAUUAAAAAAUCUAGAUGGGCUGCUCCAGAUGCCAUAUGGCUGUGGUGAACAAAACAUUGCACUCCUCGCCCCCAAUAUCUAUAUUCUUCAGUAUCUAGAGAGCACUGAGCAGCUCACCACAGCUAUCCGUGAGAUGGCUACUGGUUUCCUUAAGAGUGGAUACCAAAGGCAACUUAAUUAUAAACAUUUAAAUGGUGCCUACAGCACAUUUGGCACGGGAGAGGAGAACACAUGGUUAACUGCUUUUGUUUUGAGGACCUUUGGCAAAGCACAACGUUACAUCUUUAUUGAUCCAGAAAGCAUUAACAGUGCAAAGCAAUGGCUCAUAAGUAUGCAGAGAUCAGACGGCUGUUUUAUACGACAGGGAAGUCUGUUCAAUAACAGAAUGAAGGGUGGUGUAAAUGAUGAUGUUACUAUUACUGCUUACAUCACUGCGUCAUUGCUUGAAUUGGACAUUACAGUCCAGGAUCCUGUUGUGAAUAAAGGGUUGCUGUGCUUAAAAUCUUCUAUUAGUCACCUGACAAACACCUACACCACUGCACUGUUGGCCUACACUUUCAGUCUGGCUGGAGAGAAUCAAAUUCGAGAGCAGCUACUAAACAAGUUGGAUAAUGUCGCCAUUCGAGGAGAUGGUCAGCUUCACUGGUCUCAGUCAGCAUCAGAUGACUCCAGCGCAUUGUCAGUGGAAAUCAGCUCCUAUGUGCUGCUAGCUGUUCUCACUACAGGUCAAGAUACUGCUGCUGAUUUGGGAUAUGCUAAUAGGAUAGUCAGCUGGCUGGUGAAGCAACAAAAUCCCUAUGGAGGCUUUUCAUCCACCCAGGAUACAGUUGUGGCCCUCCAAGCUCUGGCUCUGUACUCCACUAAAGUGUUCAGCUCAGAAGGCUCUAGCGCAGUAACUGUAAAGUCAGAAGAUGGACACAGUCACAACUUUGAUGUGAACCAGAACAACAAGUUACUGUUCCAAGAAAGUUCAUUGCAGGAUGUUCCUGGUAAAUACAGCAUUGAAGUGAAGGGCUCCAGCUGUGUGUCAGUGCAGACAGCACUUUUCUACAAUGUUCCCACACCUUCUGAAACCAGUACACUGAGCAUCAGGGCUACAACUGAAGGAAAAUGCACAAAAUCACUUGGAGAAACUGUGUUCCUCAAGUUCACCAUCAAAUAUACUGGGACACUAAGCAGCACUAACAUGAUCAUAGUGGACAUAAAAUUCUUAUCAGGGUUCACAGCAGAUCCUGGUGAACUGAAAAAAGGCAUUUUGGUGGAAAGAGCUGAUUCCAAAGAUGACUGUAUUAUCAUGUAUAUCAAAGAGCUCCAUAGGAAUAUUCCUAUCAGCUAUGAGCUACACAUGAAACAGGUGCUUCCUGUCAAGAAUUUGAAGCCGGCUGUGAUGAAAGUUUAUGAUUACUACCAAACAAGUGACCAGUCUGAGACGGAGUACACCUCCCCGUGUGUGUCAGGUUUUAAAUCUGCAUUGAAGAUGCAGAAAAUCUUUUGUCUAUUCGCUCUAUCAUGGUUUUAUUUUCUGAUGCAAAUAUGUUGAAUUGUUGUUUAAAUAAAAAAUACCCUUCAGAUGCCUUAUAUGUUACUGUUGUGCUGAGGAUCUUCACAGUAUGAUGUUACAUGUAUAAUUUGAACAUUCCUUUUAAUAUAUUGAUUAAAAUUGUACUUAGCCUACA
Molecule: messenger RNA, 5486 nt
Organism: Pangasianodon hypophthalmus (striped catfish)
Lineage: Eukaryota; Metazoa; Chordata; Actinopteri; Siluriformes; Pangasiidae
Product: alpha-2-macroglobulin-like
Exons: 35
Coding region: 1052-5350 (1432 amino acids)
Cellular component (GO): extracellular region
Molecular function (GO): endopeptidase inhibitor activity
Source: RefSeq, a predicted model, not a curated record